This is a messenger RNA of Aethina tumida (small hive beetle), 4691 nucleotides long. RefSeq names its product tetratricopeptide repeat protein 21B-like. Gene Ontology annotation, cellular component: intraciliary transport particle A. Bases 501 to 4424 code for a protein of 1307 amino acids. The record is from RefSeq and is a predicted model, not a curated record. Gene Ontology annotation, molecular function: protein binding. Gene Ontology annotation, biological process: intraciliary retrograde transport; protein localization to cilium. Lineage: Eukaryota; Metazoa; Arthropoda; Insecta; Coleoptera; Nitidulidae. The transcript is spliced from 8 exons.
GCGUGUUUGUUUUGAUUGUGCAAAGGUUACUCGAAGUUAUACGCAUUAUUUUCAUAAGUAUUUUGUGUUAUUAGUGUGGAUUGUAAAAAGAAGUAAUGCACAGUAGCACAAGAUUUGUAAGGCAUUUGACACGUAAUUCAGCACAAGUUCUCCGGCAAGAAAUAUCGUCAAAUCCAUUAGUAAAUAAUGGCAAUAAUAAACAAUUAGAAAUAACAGUAAAUGGCCAUACAGCUUUUGUGGAGUAUAAACCGCAUGGAAAAGUUUACCACUUGAUUCAUACACAGAUACCUGAUGCUCUCCAAGGUUAUGGUCUAGGGGGUAUUUUAGCAGAGAGAGUUUUCAAUUACGUGAUAGCCAACAACUUAAAAAUGAAGAUUCAUUGUGAAUUUCUUGCCUCUAUGAUUAAUAAAAACGAAGGAAAAUACAGCAAAUAUGUAGUGGAAUGAAAAAUAAAUUGAAUUUCAAUUAUCUUAUUUUAUUUAUAACCAUUAAUAGAUACAAUGGAUGAAACUGACCAGAAGGCUAAAAUAUUUUACUUCUUUAGAGAAAAAUAUUACAAUCAAAUGAUUAACGCAUGCAAUGAUGCUAUUGCUAAAUACAAAACAGACGUUUCCCUUCAUUUAUAUCAUGCGCUUGCUUUAAUUUUAAUAAACCGUUUAGAGGAGGGUAUUCAUGAACUUGAAAGUAUCGCUUUGGAAUCUGAAGUUAAAUUAGCGACGACCAUUGCGUUAAUUUACGGAAACAAACUCCUCGGUGGGUCCAAAGAACUUUUUAUAAGACUUGAUAAUCAGAUGCGCGAAGUUCGCAAAAGUACUGAUGCUCUUGGAUUUUAUCAUUCUGCAUUUGUAUUGGUUGCUUAUAAUAAACUAGAAAAAGCUAUAGAUUAUCUAGAUAAAGCAAUAAAUCUUGAUAAUACUUUAUAUGAAGCGUACGAUUUAAAAGGGUGGAUCCUUAUUUUACUUCGCCAAAAUGGCCAACGUACCACGGUUAACGCCAAAAAUGUAUUUCAAACCUCAUUGGAUGGAAAUCCUAAGAAUUUAAAUGCCAUAAUGGGCCUUACUGAAUGUUAUAUAUAUCAGAAUGAUUUUAAAGAAGCUUUAAAUAUUAUUAAUAGAGCUGUCGUUAAAUAUUCUACAAUAAAUUUACCUAUAAUUCAAAAAAUGAAAAUUCAAUUUGCACAAAAAGAUUGGGAUCAAGCAAUUGAGACAAUGGUUAGAGUGAAAAAUGUAUCUCCAGAUAAUUUGGAUUCUUUAAAACAGAACAUCGUAAUAUUACUUUGUCGCGAUGCAAACUAUGAGGAAGCAGCCGCAUGCAUUAGAAACUACAUCAAGGAAUUGAAUACAAUAGAACCAAACAACAGUAUUAUUUGUCUAGAGACUGCACGUCUAUUCUCUAGAAUAUGUGGAAAAAAUCUUGAAAUAUUGAGCGAAAUUAAAAAUCUGCUAGAUAUGUUGGUCCAAAGUAAUUCAGAAAAUUCUGAUGUGGUUGUAGAGUUGGGUUAUCAAAGCUUAUUACGUGGCCAAGUUAAGGAAGCCCUGAGAUAUUUUAAAAUGGCAACAAAAAUAGAUGAAAGUUCUCUGCCAGCCCUAAUAGGAUUAUCCAUUUGCGAAUUCACAGAAAAUGGGAAAACCGAUCAGUUAAAACAACAAGUUGAAUUCUUACAAGAAUUUAAAGAUGCUCAAAACUCUGCCUUAUUGUACUUUAUUCAAGCGAAGAUAGCCAAUUUUUCUGAAGAAGCAUUAACUCUACUUAAAAGAGUUUGUGAAAUACAUUUCACACCAUUAAAGAACUAUCCAUAUUCCGAUCACUAUUUACUCAUGUUAAAUCCGAAUUUUACACUUGACAUUGUUAAGGAAUAUCUACAACAUAUCUCUGGUACCCAAGAAUCAAAACAGCUCUCGAGUACUGACAAAACACUCACUUCAGCUGUAGAAAUAUUGCAUAUGCUUGUUUCGGCUUGUCCAGGCUUAAUAGAGCCAUUGUACUUAUUAUCAAAACUACAAUAUUUGAGCGGAGAUUACACCCUAGCGUUAGAAACUUUGGAAAAAAUACUUUCGAAAGCAAGUUCACAUGUGGAUGCCCACUUAUUGAUGGCCCAGAUCCAAUUGCAGCAAGGUUUAUACGACAGAGCCGCCCAAAGUUUAGAAAUUUGUGUCAACAAUGACUUCAGGGUUCGGGAAUAUCCAUUAUAUCAUUAUAUAUCUGCUGUGGUGGAUAAGAAAAACGGCAUUUACCCAGAAGCAGUUAAAUCUUUAACAACUGCAAUUACUUUAGCUAAUACACAAUCUACUAAGGAGGGACAUAUGCGAUUGACUUUGGCCGAGAAAGCGUCUAUUUAUGUGGAGUUAAUAGAUUGUCUGAAUGUUAUGGAACAAACCGAAGAGGCAUCAAAAAUUUUGGAAGAAGCUACUAGGGAACUGAAAGGAACAUCCGAAGAAUCACGCAUAUUUUUACUAAGCGUUGACAAUUUUCUUUCCCGGAAAAACAUCCAGGGAGCAUUACAGAUACUGGAGAAUAUUAAAUCUAAUGAAUCGUGUUAUUUGGAGGCUCAAAAGAAGCGAGCAGAUAUAUUACUUAAAUACAGAAAUGACAAAUUUGCAUAUCUUGAAUGUUACAAAAAAUUGAUUGGCGACAAUCCUGGAUCUGAAGAGUAUAUUGCUCUGGGAGAUGCAUAUUUGGUAAUCUUGGAACCGGACGACGCUUUAGAUAGUUAUGGAAAAGCUCUUCAGAUAAAUCCAUCCGAUUCGUAUUUAAUUUUAAAGAUGGGUCGAGCUCUUGUUCAAACUCAUUAUUUUGGAAGAGCCGUCAAAUAUUAUGAAAAUGCUAUUAAAACGAGUUCGGAUCCACAAUUAAAGUUAGAUCUAGCGGAACUAUUUAUGAAUUUAAAGGAAUACUCAAAAGCCGAAAAUUUAUUAGCUGGCGAAUGUGACAAAGACAAUGCAACAGACGAUAUUACAAAUUUGGAAUAUAAGAUUAAAGUAUAUAACCUAUUGGGGCAAAUAAAGGAAAAAUCUGGCAAUAUCAAAGAUGCUAUAAAGACUUUUCGAGAUGCUAUGGAAACCCAGAAUAGGUUGAGGAAACGACUUGCGAUUGAUUAUAAUGGUAAUUCACAACAGGAAGAAAUUGUGGAAACUGCUUUAAAAUUGGCCGAAUUAUCAAUUUCAAUCAAGAAUACGGACGACGCAGUUAAUUUUUACAAAGAAUGUUUGAAUGUGUCGCCAAACAAUGUGAAUAUUAUGGUCUCUCUAGCAAAAUUAUAUAUGCAAAUGAAUUUUUUGGAAUUAUGUCAACAAACUUGUACCAAUAUCUUACGAAUUGACAAUGAAAACGAAGCUGCUUCUGUUAUGAUGGCUGACAUUGCAUUUCAUAAGAUAGACUUUGAUAUGGCCUUAUUCCAUUUUACUCAACUUAUCUCGAAACAGCCAACCAAUUGGGCGGCUCUGGUAAGAUUAAUUGAAAUACUAAGACGAACUGGUAAUUUGGAAGAUUUGCCUGAAUAUUUGACCACCGCAGAAGUCCGAUGUGAAAAUCCAACGAAAGAGUCAGGCUUUCUGUUUUGCACGGCACUGUAUCAGUGGUAUAUUGGAAAUCUUAAUGGUGCAUUGAAAAAUUUUAAUAGCUCUAGACAGGAUCCAGAAUAUGGUCUAAAAGCUAUCUAUAAUAUGAUUGAAAUUUGUUUGAAUCCCGAUGAUGAGAUGCUUGCAGAACAAUUUAUGGAUAGUGAGGAUAUUGAAUACAGAGAUUCAAGGUCUAUGGCAUUAAAAACAGCUGACCGUUUACUGAAGGAAUUAAAGCAACGUUUAGAAGCUUCUGGCGAGGACAUGUUAAAAUAUCGUCUUUUAACAAAUUUUAGACUUUUGGCUACGAAGGACAAAUAUAACAUUGAGAGAGCUCUAGAGGGAUUUGUUGCCAUUGUUUCAGAGAAUUCAUAUAAGGAUAAUAUAGGAGGAACACUCGGCAUAUCGACAGCAUACACAUUGCUCAAACAAACACAAAGGGCCAAAAAUCAGUUAAAGAGAAUUGUAAAGUCGACUUGGACUUUUGAUGACGCCGAGUACUUAGAACGAUGUUGGUUGUUGUUGGCGGAUUAUUAUAUUCAGUCGGCAAAAUUCGACGUGGCCUCAGAUUUAAUUCAAAAAGUCAUUACACACAACAAAAGUUGUACCAAAGCUCACGAAUAUUUGGGUUUUAUUUCGGAAAAAGAACAAAGAUACAAAGAUGCAAUAACCAAUUAUGAAUAUGCCUGGAGGUUUGGUGGAAAGUGCAAUCCGACAAUUGGAUUCAAACUAGCUUAUGUAUUAAUGAAAUGUAAGAAAUAUCCUGCUGCAAUUGAUAUUGCACAGGAAGUUUUAAAAUUAAAUCCUGAGUAUCCUAGAGUAAAAAAAGACAUAUUAGAUAAAUGUAUGACUAAUUUGAGAUCUUAAAUAAGUAGUGAUAAAUUUUAUUUAAAUUUUUAACAGUAUAUUUAUAUUUAUUUAUGUACUUAUGUUAUCUACAUAAUAGUGCCUUAAGCUUAUAAUGCAUUAAAUGUCGUUUUUUGUUGAAAAUGUCUUGAAACUAUUAUAAAGUAGCUCGUAAAACUCUUUUUAGAAUUAGAAUAAAAAACUGUUUGCACUGAGUAUUAUAGUAUAUUUUUCGCUACACUCAGAUAUGUUUACAAUAUAUAUAUUCAAUAAAUCAUAUAAAUUAUC